CCGGCGGCGGGGCAGUUGGGCCGCCCGGGCGCCGGCGAUCGCGCGGAUGGCGGCGCUGGUGGCGCUGGCCCAGAAGGCCUGGAGCGCACGGCGGCUGCUGCUGCUGCUGCUGGUGCCGCUAGCGCUGCUGCCCCUGGUCUUCGCCCUGCCACCCAAGGAGGGCCGCUGUCUGUUCGUGGUUCUGCUCAUGGCAGUGUACUGGUGCACAGAGACCCUGCCGCUGGCGGUGACUGCGCUGCUUCCGAUCGUCCUCUUCCCCUUCCUGGGCAUCCUGCCCUCCAACAAGGUCUGCUCGCAGUACUUCCUCGACACCAACUUCCUCUUCCUCAGCGGUCUGAUCAUGGCCAGCGCCAUCGAGGAGUGGAACCUGCACCGGAGAAUCGCCCUUAAGGUCCUCAUGUUUGUGGGGGCCCAGCCAGCCAGGCUCAUCCUGGGGAUGAUGGUCACCACCUCAUUCCUGUCCAUGUGGUUGAGCAACACUGCCUCCACCGCCAUGAUGCUGCCCAUCGCCAGCGCCAUCCUCAAGAGUCUCUUUGGUGAGAAGGAGCCUCGGAAGGACCUGAGCCAGGAGAGCGAGGAGAAUGCAGCUGCUGUGCGAAGAAAUGGGCUCCACACGGUACCCACGGAGAUGCAGUUUCUCUCUAGCACAGAAGGGUGCCACGCCGAAGAGGCUGAGGCCCAGCUGGAUCUGCCUGCUGACUCCGUGGAGGAGGAGGAGUACCGCAAAAACAUCUGGAAAGGCUUCCUCAUCUCCAUCCCCUACUCGGCCAGCAUUGGGGGCACCGCCACCCUCACAGGGACGGCCCCCAACCUCAUCCUGCUGGGCCAGCUCAAGAGCUUCUUUCCUCAGUGCGACGUGGUCAACUUCGGCUCCUGGUUCCUCUUCGCCUUCCCGCUCAUGGUGCUGUUCCUGCUGGUGGGCUGGCUCUGGAUCUCCUUCUUGUAUGUGGGGAUAAGCUUCAGGGGCUGGAGGAAGAAGAAAUCCCAGCUACGAGGGGAUGCGGAAGACAAGGCCCGAGCUGUGAUUCAGGAAGAAUUCCAGAACUUGGGGCCCACCAAGUUUGCAGAGCAGGCUGUGUUCACCCUGUUCUGUGCAUUCGCCAUCCUCCUCUUCUCCCGGGACCCCAAGUUCAUCCCUGGCUGGGCCAGCUUCUUCACUCCUGGGUUCAUUUCCGACGCUGUCACCGGCGUGGCCAUUGUCAUCAUCUUAUUCUUCUUCCCAUCCCAAAGGCCCUCGCUCAAGUGGUGGUUUGACUUCAAAGCUCCCAUCACGGAGACGGAGCCCCUGCUGAAGUGGAAGAAGACCCAGGAGUCGGUGCCCUGGAACAUCAUCCUCCUGCUGGGAGGAGGCUUUGCCAUGGCCAAAGGCUGUGAGGAGUCGGGGCUGUCGGCGUGGAUCGGAGGGAAGCUGCACCCGCUGGAGAGCAUGCCCCCCAUGCUGGCCGUCCUGCUGAUCACCAUCAUCAUCUCCUUCUUCACCGAGUUCGCCAGCAACACGGCUACCAUCAUCAUCUUCCUGCCCGUCCUGGCAGAGCUGGCCAUCCGCCUGCGAGUUAACCCACUGUAUCUGAUGAUUCCGGGCACCGUGGGCUGCUCCUACGCCUUCAUGCUGCCCGUCUCCACGCCCCCCAACUCCAUCGCCUUCGCCUCUGGACACCUGCUGGUCAAAGACAUGGUGCGGACAGGCCUCCUGAUGAACCUGAUGGGCGUUCUGCUGCUCAGCCUGGCCAUGAACACCUGGGCGCAGAGCAUCUUCCAGCUGGGCGCCUUCCCCGACUGGGCCAACAUUCACCCCGCGGCGAACGCCACAGCGCCGCCUCCCACCCUGGCCAACGACACAGUGCGGACACUCUGAGCCCUCCUGGGGGUCCCCCUGGGCCCCCCGAGUGCUGUCUCCAUCCCUUGCUGCCAGGACCACACAGGAUGAUCAAGCAAUGCUUUUCUGGAAUCGAAUAUGCAGCAAGCAAGGUUGAGCCCCGGGGCCCAGCCAGGCCCCCCGGGCUCCCGGCCUGUGACGCCUUCUCUUUCUCUCUCCUGCGGUCUGAGGCUCAGGUGAUCUCCCGGCUCCGCCUCUACCCGCCGCUCUGUGGUUAGGAUGUAGGAGGAGCACAGCGCAACCACGCUGAUCACACCUGUACUGGCAACGGGAGGCUGUCUGUCCCCAGAGGCCCAGGUCCCUUUUCGGACCCGUUGACACUUUUAGGUCCCCCGGAGAGGCCGUCUUGUCUCUAAGACAGCAGAGCCUCUGCAGCUGCAAAGCUGCGGACCAGAUGUUGAGCAGCUCACCACCCAGGUGGCCUUUGUCCUCCUGUUCAGCUGUGGCCCCCGUGGGCCCCCGUGGGCCCCCAUGGGCCCCCGUGGGACACGAGCUAUGCAGAGCCCCCUCUCCUUACGGCUCUGGGCUCCCAGACACAGCAAGGAGGGGACGACAACUCUGGCCAGGAGGUUGCAGUAUCUUCUCUCUGAUUCAGUUUAGAAUCAUGUCAAUAAUAAUUCUGGCAUCUGGCUAAGCCGGGGUUCCAGCCACUGGCGGGGGACCCAUAUUCCCUCCAGCCAGGCCCCUCCGGCAUGUGGCCUCAGGGGCUUCUGUCUCUGCCUUUCCACUCGACCCCCAGGGGCGAAUGUGCUUAAUUAGCCAAGGCUGGGGAGAGUGGGCAGGAGGGGAGUAGGGGGGUGGCUGGCACCCACCAGGGGAUGAGCCUACCCUGUGGGAUUCCCCACAGGCGAUUCAGGGUCUCCCUGAAGCAAGGGGGUGGGGGGACCCCUGAAGCUGGAGCUCUGCUUCGGGCCCCGCAUGAAUCCCACCAGUCAGUAUUAAAUCCCACAUUCAAUGGUAUCCCACAGGGACGGGGCGAUGUCCUCAAAUAGAAAAGCCACAGACUGGGCAGUGUCUGGUCAUGAUUUCAAACACUUCUGAUCAAAACAGCUGUAAAAUAAAGAACGUUGAUUAACACC
Perognathus longimembris pacificus (Pacific pocket mouse) is the source of this 2955-nucleotide messenger RNA. RefSeq names its product solute carrier family 13 member 3 (gene Slc13a3). Gene Ontology annotation, biological process: monoatomic anion transmembrane transport; citrate transport. Gene Ontology annotation, cellular component: membrane. Lineage: Eukaryota; Metazoa; Chordata; Mammalia; Rodentia; Heteromyidae. The record is from RefSeq and is a predicted model, not a curated record. Gene Ontology annotation, molecular function: succinate transmembrane transporter activity; citrate transmembrane transporter activity; sodium:dicarboxylate symporter activity. The transcript has 13 exons. Bases 47 to 1855 code for a protein of 602 amino acids.